CGCCGGCGUGACACAAUCGAUAACACGUCUGUGACCGUCACGCGACCCGUACUACUUACCUGCUUCGCGCUCCUUUUACCUUUCUUCUCUGAUGUCUGUAGUCAAAAAGUAUCGCUGCCGGUACUUCGAGGAGAACGGCACACCUAUUCCGCCCACCUGCAAUCAAGGCGAAGCCUGUCGAUUUGUGCAUCCCGAAGACCAGAACUGGCCAGGCCUCAAACCCUUUCAGGACACUCGUCUCAUAAACAAGCCCAGCUCAAAACGCAAAGAUACAUCACGCGCCAGUUUCUCGUCUUCUGACAACCGCGGUGCUGCCCUAGCCUCCCAAUCUGAGCUGUUUCGAUGCAAGGUAGAGGGCGAUGAAGUACCGUAUUCAGGGCACAGAUUCGGCAGCAGAGAUUGGGAUACGCGCUACGAACGCAACAGUGACAGUCACGAAAGGCGUAACGGCCAUCUCGGCCACCGCGAUCUAUUCAGCAACUCGGACCGCAGACGUAGAUCAUAUUCGAGAACCAGAAGCAGCAGUCCACGCCCUCGAAACACUGCAACGGGAUCGAUGGGAUCGAGAAAGUAUGGUUUAGACCUUCGCCGCUCCAGACAGGAAAUAAGUCGUGAACUGGCAUCUAACCAAAGCAGUUCGAGCUUUCUACGUCCGGCAUCAGUCGAGCCGCCAAUUUCCAAGGAAGAUGGGACAGAUUUUAGAGCACAUAGCACACGUGCGGAAAGACUGGUAGGGCUGUUCAAGAGUUUGGCAAGAUUGUCGAAUCAAGUCGUUCAAGACACCGCAGCAUGUGAAUUACAGGGCCAGAAGCUGAGAACAUACACCCAGAUCUCAUCUGAGUUGUCAAAAAUCUCUAUGUCUGCUGCUUCGUCGGUGACGGGAACUGUGGCAGAUAUCAUGAUCGAGCACGAACAAUGCAAAAAUCGGAUGGACGAGAGCUUUGAGGCCCUGGGAGGAGUAUGGGACCAAGUUUUUGACGUGUUUGUUGGUCAGGUGGUUCAAGCGAUCGAUACCAAGCUACAGAAUGCCGUGGGGGUCUUGGAACAACACAGGGAGAGCCAGUCAGAGGAGAUCAAAGAGACCGAGCGACUGCGGCUGGCAAGCCAGUCCCACAGCAGAGAUGACGCGAGUAUGGCGGAAAUUUUGACGCAAAUGAAGAUGAAGUUAGAUGAACAAGCGCACGCUCUCAAGAGACUGAAUAGAGAGAACCAAGAGCUGAAGAAUACAUUGAAGCACACACAUUAACGCUUGUUCUCGUCUGAACCAUCGGCAACCUCGAGAUUUGCACUGCGACCGUCAAAUUCGCUGCAGGCGAACGGCGAAUCGAUUUGGUGAUCUUGGAAUUAUUAGUCUUACACCAUGUGCAAUCGAAACCACAAGUCCAAUUGCAGGGACGGCGGUUCAAAACCAGAGCGUUCCGGGAAGAGAGACCAAGUGUGAUGCGAUCAAGCUGAAGGCACGUGCCG
Molecule: messenger RNA, 1467 nt
Organism: Mycena citricolor
Lineage: Eukaryota; Fungi; Basidiomycota; Agaricomycetes; Agaricales; Mycenaceae
Source: the annotation of a GenBank genome assembly